UGCACGGACUGGCGGCCGGAGCGGGCGGCCCGGAGGCCGGCUCCAAGUCCCCGGAGCCGUCGGCCGACGAAUCGCCCGACAACGAGAAGGAGGCGGCGGGCGGAGGGGACGCGGGGAAGAAGAGGAAGAGGAGGGUGCUCUUCUCCAAGGCGCAGACCUACGAGCUGGAGCGCCGGUUCCGGCAGCAGCGGUACCUGUCGGCGCCGGAGCGGGAGCACCUGGCCAGCCUGAUCCGCCUGACGCCCACCCAGGUGAAGAUCUGGUUCCAGAACCACCGCUACAAGAUGAAGCGGGCCCGGGCCGAGAAAGGUAUGGAAGUGACUCCUCUCCCCUCCCCGCGGCGGGUGGCCGUGCCGGUCCUGGUGCGGGACGGCAAGCCCUGCCACACGCUCAAAGCUCAGGACUUGGCGGCCGCCACCUUCCAGACGGGCAUCCCCUUCUCCGCCUAUAGCGCCCAGUCCCUCCAGCAUAUGCAAUACAACGCCCAGUACAGCGCGGCCGGCAGCCCCCAGUACCCCACAGCGCACCACUUGGUACAGGCGCAGCAAUGGACUUGGUGA
This is a messenger RNA of Phasianus colchicus (ring-necked pheasant), 560 nucleotides long. The record is from RefSeq and is a predicted model, not a curated record. Lineage: Eukaryota; Metazoa; Chordata; Aves; Galliformes; Phasianidae.